AUGAAAUCCUUCGUAGCCAUCCUCGCCUUCGUGGCCUUAGCCGCCGCCGAUGUGUCCCACAUCGUCCGCAACAUCGACACUGACGCCCAAAUCGUUAGCCAAGAUGCUGAUGUCUUCCCAGACCAGUACAAAUACGGUUACGAGACCAGCAACGGCAUCAAGGCCCAAGAGAGUGGAGUACUGAAGAACGCUGGUCUCGAGAACGAAGCUAUUGAAACUCAAGGAUCAAACUCAUACACCGGCCCUGACGGUCAAGUAUACGCUGUAAACUACGUCGCUAACGAGAACGGAUACCAGCCCACUGGUGCCCAUCUCCCAACCCCAGUCCCAGUACCAGACUACAUCUUGAGAGCUCUUGAAUACAUCGCAACCCACGCACCAAAAUCCGUUGCCCAACCUUUGUAA
Pieris macdunnoughi is the source of this 405-nucleotide messenger RNA. The record is from the annotation of a GenBank genome assembly. Lineage: Eukaryota; Metazoa; Arthropoda; Insecta; Lepidoptera; Pieridae.